This is a messenger RNA of Cinara cedri, 6080 nucleotides long. The record is from the annotation of a GenBank genome assembly. NCBI's taxonomy places the organism in Eukaryota, Metazoa, Arthropoda, Insecta, Hemiptera, Aphididae.
GAACUUAAAAACUGAAACUAUUAUUCAUUCUAAAAAUACUGUAUGUUAUUAAAUUGAGAUUUCUAUCACCUAAAAAAUAUUAUACUAACAAUAAAUGCAAUGAUAAAAAAUAUUAUUGUUUUUGACGUUUUUGUACUUACAAAUAUAAUUUUAUAAUUUUAAAAAUAAUAUAUAACACAAAAAAAAAAAACGAAAAGCUCCUAAUAAAGAUUAUAAAAAGGAAUAUUGCAAAGUUAAAGAUGCGUUAUUUGCUAAUUAUUAUAAUAUGUAUCAUUAUUUUCUAUAGUAUUCUGGUGAUGUGGUAUUGUUUAUUUAUCGACAAACAAAAUUUGAAACAAAACUUUUAUGAUCAGAAAUCGAAGACUCAAAUUAAUUACAAUGAACAGGUAGAUUAUAAAUUAUUAUAAUUAUAAUACUUUAAUUAUAUUACUGUUAAUUAUAUAGUCUCAUAUAAAUUAGUGCAAUUUACAUUUUCUAUAGUAUACAAAAUUAACUAGAUAGGUCUACUUAUACUAUAUCUAAGUCACUUAUUAGAUCAAUGAUCAUUAUCAGGGCUGUGAAUUUAAUGUAUUUGGAUGGAUUUUUUUGCUAUGUUGUAAAGAAAAUGGAUUCAACCAGAAUUUGUUUUGGCUUAUAUAUAGUUAAAAUAUAGAAUCUUAUUUUGAAUGGGUUUGCAUAUUUAACAAGUUAGAGCAUAUAAAUGUAUGUUUCCGUGAUUUUUCGUAUAAAGGGGAUUGGAAGCGAUGAUUCUUUGUCUUAUACGAGUGAUAAAUAGGGAUUUAGACGUGUUUUAUUUCUAACGGACAGAUUGAUCUAGUAAAACGAUAAGAAUUCUGGAAACAGAUUUGAACUUGUCGUGAAAUUUAUUGGAGAUCGGCUUUCCCACUCUUUUGAUUUUAAUUUCUCAAAAAAUUGAAAUAUUCAAUUUUUUUAAUUACUCUUUUAUUAGUAUGGCUUUUUUUUAGAAUUUAAGGAGAUAAAUUUAAGAAGUGGAAAAGUCGAUCUCAAGUAGACUUCACGACAAAUUCAAAUCUAUUUCUAGAAUUCUUAUCGCUCAUCUAGAUCAAUCGGUACGUUGGAAUUAGAACACGUCUAAAUUCCUACAUCUCACGUGUAUAAGACAGAAACUCGUCGCUUCCAAUCCCCUUAACGCAUUUUUUUCUUGAUAUUUAUAGUUUUUUAGUCAAUUGUGUUUACAUUAGUCUAAAUAUUUUCGUUUAUUAUAAUAUCUUUAAUAGUUAGUGAAAAUAUUUUAUUUUUAGUCAGGUAGAUAAAAAAAAUCAGGAUUGUUCUGACAUUUACAAAAUAUAUCUACCUACGAUAUAAAUUCGUUAUCUUUUAUACAUUUAUUAGAAACAUAAAUGAAUACCUACUAUAUAAUAAUAACUUAGUCACGCAUUUUUCAAUUUAAUAGUUUAAAUACCUAUAGCUCAAAGGAUAUGUAUAAUUUAUAAUUUAUUUUGUCCAAUAUUUCUUUUUUUUCAGUUGUGAAAAAAACUACUGAUUUUUUUUUUAUGUAAUGAAAGCAGUAUUAUUAAUAUAGACAGUACAUAUUUAAGCAUAUUUUUGAAUUUUUCAGUGUACAUUUUAAAGCACAAAUGCAUGCACGUUCAACACUUUUUUUAAUUUCCUGGUUAUUAUGAUUUUUCUUUUUAUCAAAUUAAAAAAAAAGUAAUACAGUAUAGUUUUAUAUUCAAUUACAGAACCAAGAAUAUUAUCUAGAACCAGAAAUUUUACCUUUGACACCCACCCUAAUUACAAUGAACAGGAACGAAAUUCCCAAGACAAAUUUACCAUGGUACUUCAAGGGUAAUCAUAAGCAAUAUAUGUAUAUAUACAUAUAAAGUAUAUUUUUAUAUAAUAACUAUAAGUAUAACAAUAAAAUAAAUAUGAAAUAUAUCUAAAUAAUAAAAACAAAUGUGGUAUUAAUAGAUGGUAUGUAUUGUGGUGAUAUGGUAUUCAGCUUUUUUCACUUUUAGUGUACUAUUUUCUGAAUACCUCAUGAAUUUUUUAAAUCGAUACAAGUCCUAAAUACACGCUAAGAUUUUUCUUUUAUGUAGGUACAAUAUAUUUUUUAUAAGUAUGUUAUUGUUAUAUUUUCGAUUAUUAACCUCUAAAACACUUUUGUAGUUUUUUUUUUUUAAACUAAAAAUAAGUACAUAUAUAACAAUAAUCUUUAUUAACGAAAAUAAAAUUCCAAUUAAAUUUUAUAUACAUGGUUUAUAAUACGAAAUAUUUAUAGCUAUAAUAGGUAUAUAAUAAUUUACAACAAUUCAAAUAAAUCAAAAUUAUCAAAAAAAAAUACUACUGUAUAAUAUAUACCUUACUUCAUUUAAUAUACUCAGUAAAUAUAUUAUUUCAUAAAAAAACAAAAUCAGUUAUUUGUCAAAUAUAAACCAAACAUUUAUCACACCAACAGUUGGUAUUUCAUCAAUCGAUAUUAUUUAAUGUGUCAACAUUAUAUGAUGUAUUUUUUAUUGGUCAGAUGGUACAAUAAGACCAACUAGAGCUAGAAUUUUGCCAAAAUCCAAUGUCCGAACAUCACAAGUAUGGCCUGAAGAACAAAUAGAUAGUGAUCGAGUGGAAGAUCAACUAAUGUUCAUUCCACCGCGUUAUCAAUAUGACAAUGCGCCAAUAAAAACAAUUUUACUGUAUAACAAUUGGAAUAAUUGGAAGGUUAGUGUCGGACAAGGUGGAUUUGUUCCAAAUAAUUGUCCAGUGAACAGAUGUGUGAUUACUACAAACCGAUCAGAAGCUUCAAACGUAGAUGCAAUCAUAUUCCGUAAUGAAUUUUCCCAUCCAGGUCACAAAAAUACAGAUAAACAAGUAAGAAUAAAAUUUGUUUAUCGUGUUAUGGGUCGUGUAGGAGAAUUAGGCAUUGUAAAUAAUGCACUGCAAUAUACUGCAAUAUUGGUCAAAAUUAGUCGAAAAUUUUUUAAAUUACAUUACUGUCUACAAUUAGAGGAUGUACAUCGCAUUGCUUAUAUAUUUAUCUCUGGACAAAUUAAAACAAAAAUUACCUAUAACCAAGUACAAGUCGAUAAUUUUUUACAAUAAUAUAUUGCUUAUAGUAAAUUAAUAGUGGGCACAAUUUUCGACAAGAAUUCCGAAUAAACAGUGCACUCGAUGGUAUUAUUAACUUUAUAAACCACAAGAGCAGACACACAUUAAAACUAUCAUCCACUCAUCCACCUGUUUCCAAAUGUGAUUUGGAAAAUGAAAUAAUAUUUAUAAAACCACGAAUCACCAUGUGGUGUUAGAGAUAAAUAUAUUUAUUUAUAAAUUUUACAUUAUUUUUCAAUGUUUAAAAUACAAGAAUAUUAAAGUUUUAGAUUUUUGCAUUGUGCUCAUCAUUGAGACGUUUCUAACAAUAACCGAUUCUCUGCUCGGUCUAUAUAGUUAGCGUAUUUACAGAUCUUAUCCGAGUUCGGCGCAAGCCGAAACGUAAUCUAGUUGGUUUAUAGAGGUUUUAGAAAACAUAAUCUACUUGUUGGUCCAAAUGCGAUAAUGUUUCAAAUUGAGUGUAAACCUAGAAUGAAAAGCCACCACGAGUUUAGAUAGAGUAGAUGGUUGAUGGAAAAACUUAACCUAUAACUUAUAAUGAACCUGCUGGUUCAAACUUGAUAAUAUUCCAAGGAAGUCAAGUGCCAACCCUAAAACCUAGGCCCUAGUCAACAAAGAACUACGACGGGUCGCUUCAUACCGCUUGGACCGAAUUCGGAUAGGGGUCUGUAAAUACGGGUCCGGUAAACAACAUUAACAUCAUAUUUUACACUAUAAUAUUACGAAGAAUAAAACAUUAUUUAAAUGCACAUUUCUAAAAAAAUUAUAACAAUAUCUUGUAAUUUAGGUGUGGAUUAUGUUAGUCACAGAGUCGGCAUAUUACAUGAAAUUCGACGUGGACCAAAGCAUAGUUUACUGGACUGCGACAUAUCGACACGACAGCGAUAUUGUCGUGCCGUACGGCCGAUGGGCGUAUUACAAUCCGUCGAUAACUCAAAUCGGACAUUUAACCCGAAAUUAUGCGAAAAAUAAAACCAAAAAAGUGGCGAUGAUCGUUUCAAAUUGCCACACGGAUAACGACAGAUUGGAAUACGCCAACGAGUUGAGCAAAUACAUAUCCGUGGAUAUUUACGGUAAAUGCGGACAAUUCAAAACGAUUAAAACGAACCGAAUAGAUCGUUUUAUUGAAAUGUUGGAUCGGGAUUACAAAUUUUAUUUGGCUUUCGAAAACUCAAAUUGUAUUGACUAUGUGACCGGGCAGUUUUUCGUCAAAGGACUACAGUAAGUUCGAUAUAAUGGUUAACGUUACGCGGUAUAAUACACUCGAAAAAAAGUAAUGGUAAUUAAAACUCCAUGUCUCCUGUGAAAACAUGGAAUUAGUAUAAAAAUGGGUACAUAGAAAGUGUGUUUAAAGUUGAAACCGCCAAAAGUCACAUCAUUGAUACUUCCACCAGACAUAUACAAUUUUAUUCCCUGGCUUCAUUCGAGGUGGUCUGUAGGGAUGUACAAAGCUAAAAAAUACCUUCCUCCCGUAAAAAUAUAGUUUUAGGUUCAUAUAGAAAUUAAAUUAAAUUGUAUUACUUCAAUUUGCCUAUAAAAAAAACUAAUUACCGAGUUUGAGCUCAUUUGGUCCAGAGAGAGUAGUUAAAAUUGUUCAAAUGUACCAGGAAAAAAAUUAUAUAUAUUAUAUAUGUAUAAUAGACACAAUAUAACAGUGCAAUAGUCUCCAUUUUCGGGGAAAUUCGACAAAAAAAAAAACAAAAAAAAAAAGCACAUAUAAUAGUAAAACCAAUAGAUUGCCGGCUCGUUCAGAAUGUAAAAUUCACAAAAUGUAUGCUAAAUGAAGGUUUAGAUUUCAAUUUAUUUAAGUAAUUUUGAGUGCCCCGCGUCUUGCGUCCCACGAAUGCUAGCAAAUCCGUUUCCAGUUGACAUUUCCGUAUACAAUCGUGUCUACAAUAUAGAUUGAAUUUUUUUCCGUUUGUCGUAUACAGGUAUGGCAUGUUGCCAAUCGUGAUGGGCGGACGGCAAGAGGAUUACGAGCGAAUCGCGCCGGAGAAAUCGUACGUGCACGUCGGCAACUUUGAGUCGCCUGCGCGGCUUGCCGAGUACCUGCACCGGUUGGACGCGGACGACGGUCUGUACAACGAAUAUUUCCGGUGGAAGGGCACCGGCGAAUUUAUCGACACGAAGUUCUUCUGUCGGCUGUGCGCCAUGCUACACGACGACGGCGUCCGGGCCAGGGGCCACCGGAACUUCAGCGACUGGUGGAGCGGACCAGGCGUGUGUGAACAGUCGGUACGGCCGUGGACGAUGGCCGUGGACGAUGCGGAAGACGGAGAAGAUGACGAAGUAUCGUCGUCACAGCUGGAUUCGUCGGCCGGCGACGACACGGACAACGAUACGGACGACGAAAACGCCGAUUAGCGUCCGACGAGGCAGCCACAACAACCGCCGAUCAGUGCACAGGGUAGCCCCGGGUGCCUAUCGCGGGACACCGCUGCCUCGCAGUCGGCAUCCAGAGGACGGCACCAGGCAGUUUCAACACCCGGCAAAAAUAAACCUUAUGAACCGACAAAAACAUAACACACUGAACUCUAACCACUGUUAUCGGAACGGCUUCUCUACAAAUUAUAAUAUUAUAUUAUAGAUACGAAAGAAUGCAUGGGAUUUUAUAUUUUUAUAAUAGACAUUAUAUUAUUACUGUUCAUAUAAAUUUUCAAAUUUAAACACGUUUAGAUUACUCAAAAGCCGUAGAUAGUCACUAACCAAUUAAACAAUUACUUUAAAAACAAUUUAAAAUGACUUUCACUUAACAAUUGUUUUUAAUUCUUAAUAACAUAACUAGUUAGAUUUAAUGCAAUUAUCUAAUCUAACGCGUUAAAAAUAAAAAGUAACUAGUUAUUUUGUAAUCGUAUAAGAAAUAGAAAAAAAUAGCACAAAUAUUUAUGUUAAUGUUGAAUUAAGGUCAUUAAUGUACAUAAUAUAUAUUAACUACAAUAAUCUAUAAAAAAAAAAAUAAUUAUUUAUUUUAUGUAAUAAUAAGCUGCCCGUGUAAUAAAAAAAAGUUAUUAGAUAAA